Polyodon spathula (Mississippi paddlefish) is the source of this 774-nucleotide messenger RNA. RefSeq names its product protein O-fucosyltransferase 2 (gene pofut2). Lineage: Eukaryota; Metazoa; Chordata; Actinopteri; Acipenseriformes; Polyodontidae. The record is from RefSeq and is a predicted model, not a curated record. Gene Ontology annotation, biological process: protein O-linked glycosylation via fucose. Gene Ontology annotation, molecular function: peptide-O-fucosyltransferase activity.
AUGGCUGAAGUAUUUGAGUACUGGCCCAUGCGUUCCCAAAUAGGAUAUACUCCUAACUGGUAUCUGUUAUACGAUGUUUACCCACCAGAGGGGGUGCUUAUCCGUAUGGCUUCCCUCAUGAAGAGCCCUGACUGGGUCCUGGUGCUCCCUCUCUGGGGCCGCCUGUAUCACUGACAGAGCCCCGAUAUCCACCAGUUACGGAUCCCCUGGGCGGAAUUCUUUGAAGUUCCCAGCAUCAACAGGAACAUCCCUGUCAUCAAGUGUGAGCAGUUCCUUGCAGAACCUCAGAACCCCUUCAUUGAGCAAGUGUAUGUCCUGCAGAGCUAUGCAGAAGGAUGGACAGACAGACAGUGGGAAGAGAAAGUUGAUGAGAGGCCCUGUCUGGAGCGUCUAAUGUACUCUCAUGACAAGCAAGGAUAUUUGGGGGGCUGGUUCUGGGGUUAGGAGGAGACAAGGGGCUUGAAUGUCACCUGUCCUUCUGUACAAGGACAUGCCUCUCCUGGCUCCAGUCCUGCUGGGAAACACCACAGCACGAAUUCGCAGUAUGUAAAGAAGCGGGCGGCUGACGGCACACUCUUCGCAGGACAGCGCGUGCUCGUCUUCAUCACUCCCGAAUACUUUAUAGGGACCUCUGUAUCGACAUUCUCCUUUAGAAUUUAUGAGGAGCGCGAGAUCCUGGGAUUCGAUCCCAAAACUACCUACAGCAGGUUCUGUGGUGAAAAGCAAAAGGAAACAGACCUCGAGCAGCCGACUCACUGGAAGAUUGAGUACUGA